AUGCCGCCGCCGUUGCCCGCGCCCGUCCCCCGCGCUGGGCAGUCAGGGCGCCAUCGCCCGGCAGCGCCCGUCUCUCCCCGGGAGCGAGAGCCGGAGCGCACGCCGACGCCGCCGAGUUGCUAUGGAGCUGAGACAAUGCGGGCCAGGCGGGCGGCGGCGCGCGCCUUCCCGGGGGCCCCGGGCCGCCGCAGCCAGUCCUCCUCCUCCUCCGGGGCAGGGGCGGACGCCGCCGCCAGGAGCCGGGGCACCCGCACGGCCUCCCCGGGAGAGAGACCCGACUCGCCCGGGCCUCGUGCCUGUGGUGCCCGCGGCUCCGGCCUGUUCCCGCGCAUCAAGACCGUGGCCGCACCGUCCAGGAAACUCGUGGGGUUCCCCUUAAAUCCAUUUCCUGUGCUGAAAGUGAAACAAUCUCUCUAAAUACGAAGAUGGCCUACUUAAAACCUUCAGUGGCUCCACAUUUGCCUCCUACACUGCGGGGGACAUCCAAGGCCUGGCAGGGUACUGCAGCAGAGCCAAGGGGAUUCCUGACAAGUUGGUUGUGGGCAUGAAACAAAAAGUAGCUGAGAAUAACUCCGAGGAUUCUGGCAUGAGCAACCAGAAGAAUGGGAUUGCCAUCAUCCGAGAUGGGAAAAGUUGUGAGUGGGCCAUGUUGUGGGGGAGAGUUUAAGAAGUGUAUGAGCCUUACAAGUGAAGGUUCUGAAUUUGCAGUUGAUAUAGAAGCCUGGAAGUUAGGAGAUGUAAAUUUGACAGCUGACCUAUA
This is a messenger RNA of Zalophus californianus (California sea lion), 760 nucleotides long. Its product is annotated as ESX-1 secretion-associated protein EspK-like. Lineage: Eukaryota; Metazoa; Chordata; Mammalia; Carnivora; Otariidae. The transcript has 3 exons. The record is from RefSeq and is a predicted model, not a curated record. Bases 1 to 417 code for a protein of 138 amino acids.